AUGGAGUUCUAUGAUCGAUAUAAAAGCUCACAUCAGCAAGACUCAUCAGCAAAGGUGAUAGUUGUGGUGGCAUUUGUGGCGGUCGUGGCGGCGUCCGGCUGGGCGAUGCCCAGCUCCUUUGGCGGACGCAACAACGGAGGCGGAGCAUACAGCUCUUCAGGCCGUGGAGCCAGCGGCCAGGGUGGUGGCAGAGGAGGCAACGGAGAAGGUUAUGGUUCCAACGGAGGGGGAAAUGGUCACGGAGGGGGGNNNNAUGGUUCCAGUGGUGGGGGAAAUGGAAGCAACAGAGCCGGAAGUUACAGUGGCUCUAACGGAGGUUCUGGCGACGGUAACCAAAAUGGAGUAGCCAAAGCAACAGUUAGCUUCCACCUCGGCGCUCCACAAGGCAGUGGUAACGGAGGUAGCUAUGAUGGUUCCAACGGUGGGAAUAAUGGAGGUAAUGGUGGCGGUCAUGGAGGAAAUAAUGGCGGCAACGGUGGAGGUUAUGGCGGUUCCAACGGAGGCUCCAGCGGAGAAAAUAACGGAGGCAACGGCGGAGGUUAUGGCGGUUCCAACGGAGGAAAUGGUGGCGGCAACGGCGGAGGUUAUGGCGGUUCCAACGGAGGAAAUAGCGGAGGCAACGGUGGAGGUUAUGGCGGUUCCAACGGAGGAAAUGGUGGCGGCAACGGCGGAGGUUAUGGCGGUUCCAGCGGAGGCUUCAACGGGGGAAAUAACGGAGGCAACGGCGGAGGACAUGGGGGUUCCAGCGGAGGCAGUGGAGGCGGCUACGGAAAAUGAACAUGUUGGUGUAAUGCUUUUUUCAGUUUGUCAGAUAUAUAUUUUUUUUGAGUCGAUGCUACACACAGCCCGUUCGUAAUAAAUUAUUCAAUGCG
Messenger RNA from Penaeus monodon (black tiger shrimp), 872 nucleotides. RefSeq names its product keratin, type I cytoskeletal 9-like. The transcript has 3 exons. Lineage: Eukaryota; Metazoa; Arthropoda; Malacostraca; Decapoda; Penaeidae. The record is from RefSeq and is a predicted model, not a curated record. The coding region runs from base 1 to 777 and encodes 258 amino acids.